Molecule: messenger RNA, 3929 nt
Organism: Phyllostomus discolor (pale spear-nosed bat)
Lineage: Eukaryota; Metazoa; Chordata; Mammalia; Chiroptera; Phyllostomidae
Gene: MAMLD1
Product: mastermind like domain containing 1
Exons: 3
Biological process (GO): regulation of transcription by RNA polymerase II
Cellular component (GO): nuclear body
Source: RefSeq, a predicted model, not a curated record
UCUCAGCCACAGGGAACCAUUAAGAGGAGACAGGAAGAAGACAACUUCCAGUUUCCAGGCAUGGCUGAUGGGGGUUACCCUAAUAAAAUCAAGAGGCCUUGCCUCAAAGAUGUCACCCUUUCUAUGGGCCCACGUGUCCAUUCCAGCACACCUUGUACAGACCUGCAAGUUCCUCCAUUGACAAUGAACACUAGCUCCUCAGCUAUGGGAGUAGUGGGCCAUUCAUUACUAUUUGAAAAUGAUCCCGUAAAUGGCAGAGUAAUGGGCCAACAAUUUAUGGUACCACCAAGUGCAGAAAUGAGACUCAAAGGGCCCACUAUUCCUUAUGACGACAAAACCAACAGCAUCAUGGCUAUGGAGCAGGACCAGGAACUUCAAGAUCUGCUGGAAGAGCUAACAGAAAUUCAGGACCCUUCUUCGAAUGAACUAGAUCUUGAGAAGAUACUGGGAAACAAGCCAGAAGAACCACUGGUCUUAGAUCACUCCCAGGCAACCCUGGGCACAACUUCCAAGCCUUCAGCUCAGAUGCCACACUUGGAGAGCCUUGGUUCCAGCAAAGAGUUUGCUUCUCGUUGCAGCCAGGUCACUGGCAUGUCACUUCAAAUCCUGCCCUCCACCACAGGGAUCAGCUAUACUGUUCCCUCUGCCAGUAAGGAGAUGGUCUCACCCAGUUCUAUGACAACACAAGCCAAGAGUCAGGUCCAAUCGAUGCUCCCCAUGGCUUUUCCCCCACUCCAAGUACCUCAGUGGCAUCAUGCCCACCAGCUGAAGGUGUUGGCGGCCAGCAAACAGGGACCUGCUAUAAAGCAGCCAGGGCCCACUUCCAGUUGGUCUAACCUGACUCCUCCAGGCCUCUCCCCACCUUACUGCCCAGGACCAUCACCACACCCGCCACCACCUUUCAACCCACAGAGCCUCAUGGUAUCCUGUAUGUCAUCCAGCAACCUGCCGGGGAACGCUCUCCAAGGAUCCCCCAAUGCCUUACUCUCAAGCAUGGCAUCCAGCAGCAAUGCUACUCUUGUGCCCACCAUGUCCUGUGCUCCUGAGAAGCUCCCCAGCCCAGCUCUCAAUCAGCAGCUGCAGUUCAGGCCACAGAGCUCAGUUCUUGCCAACCUAGUGUCUUCUACUAUUAAAAAUUCUCAAGGCCACCUGAUGUCUGCUCCGUCCACCAGCAACCCAGGGCCUUCCCCACCCUACCACCCAGAGAAGCUCUCUAGCCCAGGCUUGCCACAGCAGUCCUUCACUCCACAGUACUCCCUGACCCGGAGCCUCCCUCCCUGUAGUAAUCCACUGAGCCAGCGCCAGCAGCAACAGCAGCACCAAACAAAUGCCAUUUUCAAGCCCAUGAUCACCAACUCACCCAAGACCCCAAGCAUGAUCAUGCAGCAAGGACUGGCCAACCCAAGCACCAGAGCCCUGGAGCCAUUUACUAGUGGCAACACCAAGCCUUUGUCACAUUUUGUUUCUGAGCUGGGCCCCCAGAAGUUGCCCUCCAUGUCUGCCACCUCUAGGCAACCUUCCAUGCUCCAUUAUCUACAGCAGCCUAUGCUGACAAGAGUGUCUUCUGCCACUGCCUCCUCCACGGCCACAGCCACCUUUCACCUGCAGCAUCAGCAGCCUGACCAUUCUUCAUUCCUUCUGCAGCAGAUGAUGCAGCAGCCCCAGUGCUUUCAGCGACCAGCAGCCUUGCAGUCCAUGCCUCCUCUGCCCAGACAGCAAGAGAAACAGAGAUCAGUUCUUAUGGCAAUGACCCCUGAACAGCAAAGUGCAUAUAUCACCCAACAGAUGAAUCAAUUUCAAGCCAUCCAAGAACAAGUCACCUCCAAGCGUAGCCAGACCAAGGCGAAGUCCCCAUAUAGCCAGCACAUGAUGCCACCCACAGCUGGGUUCCUUCAAAACAAUCUGAGUCCAGGAAUGAUCCCACCAAAGAGACACCAGACCCAUGAGGGCAUCUCACUGACCUUGGGCAAAAAGCAGGGAAUUUUCAACCCCAGACCCCUAUUUCCCAUACCAUCAUGCUCAGGCCAGAACCCCCUGGGCAGCCUUGGCUCUGUCUGCCAGCAUGCACAGAUGCCCAAGGCAUCCCCCUUGGGAGUGUUCCUGCCCAGGUUUGGCCAGCUCCUCAGUCCCCACCAGCUUAGUCAGCCCUGUGUACCAAGAAUGCCCACCAUGUUCAACAAUGCCACAUGGGUGGCAGCGGCAAUGUCAACCCCAGUGGUCUCAAAGGAACCAACCCUGAGGCAAGUGGGUAACAGCAUCCAGCAGCAAUUUGAUAGGAACUCAGUUUUCACCAAGGUGCCUGCAGGAAUCUCCCUGGUAGCCCCAGCCUGUCCACCACAGCAGGCAGUCAGGCCUCCCAGUCAGGGGACCCCAGGAGACAGGCCUGGCCAGAUGGUGAAUGCUGUCUUACCCAGCCCCAACUUCCUAAGACAGAGUCCUGUGCUUGGUCCUGUGCCUGUGCUGAAUGCUGCCAAGUCCUUCCAGCAGGGUGUAGCCAGCUUUGGUCCCAUGAGUCCCAUGCAGGGCAUUGAGCCGCCGCCAAGCUAUGUGGCUGCUGCUGCCACUGCCUCUGCUGCCUCCGCCGCCUCCACCAUCCCUGCCAGCUUGUCUCCAGAUCCAUUCAGCAAAAUCGGGCCCCCUCCUGAGCUGCCACCCUAUGAUGUUUUGCCCCAGGCCCAGCCUCUACUAAAUGAUGUGGUUUCACCACCUGACUCCAGUGAGGUGGAUUUCAUUGAAGGUCUCAUGAAAGGCCCCAGCACAAGCCCAGAUGAAGACUGGUUAUGCAACCUGAGGCUGAUUGAUGACAUUUUGGAAGAGCAGCAUGCUGAUACCCAAAAUGCCACAGCCCAGGAUGCUGGCCUAGUCACCCAAAAUAGCCAGAAUAGCCCCCCACAACAUUGACAUCACUUUAGGGAGUGGUGUGAAUCCAUAGCAAAUUCACAACUGGCUCCAGACAGCCACACAAGUGUUCGGCCCAUGCCCAGCCCUCUCUCUACCUGUAACAAAGUGGAAAGCUGGUGAGUUUUCAAAAUACUUGUACAUAUUUGAAAAUUUUAUAAAUGGUUUUCCUAAACUUAAUGCAGAAGUAUAUAUACUUCAUUUUGUGACUGUAAAUAAAGUGACAGCUUUUCUUUCAAUACAGUUGUGUUUAUUAUACAUUGUUGAAAAUAUGCAGACUGUGUUAUUUGCUCCCAUGACGUCUUGUAAGCCAGGUGGCUAAGUUGCUUAUGAUUUUGAUGCAACAGAAGAUGUGAUGUAACCAAGAGGUGUUAUACAAGCUUACAAAUGCCACAUAGAAAACCACUUGGCCAUUUAUUUCCAUUUUCACUGAAAAUAUGAUCGCCUUGUGUAAUUUUUAAUCUUUGCAAACCUUUCAGUCUCUACUAGCUCUUUCCUGAUAAGCACAUUACAGAAAAGCUGCUUUUACUGUAAGUGCCCCACAGAGGAAAUUUGCAAGGAGGCUGAGGAGAGUUCUGUGGAUUUUGGAGAGGUAAAGAGAGAGUAUGUGAGCUAAACACUCUCUGAGCUAUCAACCUUAGGGAUCAAGAGGGUCCUCCCUUUAUCAUUCAGACAAGAGAACCUCAGCUUUGCACCUCUCCAGAGUUACCCUUGCAGGAUGAAAGUGAGAUGUUCCUGGUUUAAAGCCUUUCAGUACUUGUUUUGAUGUAAGUCUUUGUGGUUUGUGGGGGAAAGUCUGUAAACAUCAAUACUUGAUUUUUGGUUUGUGUUUGAUGCUUUGUAUCUGUAGUUAUCAUCAUGUAUAUUUCAGUGUCUGUUAUAGAAAAAAACCAGUCCCACUGUCUGUAAACUUUUCUGUGUCCAGACUCUAUGUAAUCACAUUUUAAUUGCCACUUGGUAUUUUGCCUCUAUGUUUGAAAUCUGUCAUCUGUUUUAAGCCAGAAUGUCUUUUCCUUUCUUUCUGUAAUAAA